AUGGUGGGUUCAACCGUUAAAGUGUAUGUAGAUGACAUGAUGGUAAAAAGCCGAUCAUUAGAAGACCAUCCAGAAGAUAUCCAAAAAGUCUUUGACGUCCUGAACAAGGCAGGUAUGAAACUGAACCAUGAAAAGUGUACCUUAAGAGUAAAGGAUGGAAAGUUUCUAGGGUCGUUUCCUAUCAUGCUCGGCCAGAAGAUGUCUCAUGUUCUUCAAACCUUUAAAAGGCAAAGGUAUGUUCCUAGGAAGGCAAUGAAAGCUCAGGUACUAGCCGAUUUUAUUGCGAAAAUGACUCCACCAUUAGAACCUUUAGAGUCCCCUGAGUCAACCAUAGAAGAGCGGAAGAAGGUCCUCCAUACAGCCAUGGCUGCAAUAUGUUACAGAAGAGGAAGGUUAGGAAAUCCUAAAGGAUAUUCACGAAGAAAAGUUCCAAGUAGAACUAAUAACAACCCAGCUCUUGGGGUGCAGCUACAAGUAACUGAUAAGCAAGUGGUGGUUGACAAUGGAAUUGUCCAAGUCACUUUCUCUAAUCCAGGAGGUGAUGUUAUUGGAAUUAAAUACAAAACAAUCGAUAAUGUACUUGAAAUCAAGAACAAAGAAGAUAAUCGAGGAUACUGGGACGUGGUAUGGAACCGACCUGGAGAGUCUAACAUCUUUGACAAGCUGCAAGCUACCAAGUUUAGUAUUAUAGUGCAAAAUAAUGACCGAGUAGAGAUUUCAUUCUCUAAGAUUUGGAGCCCUUCAAUGGAUAAAACCAUAGUCCCUUUGAAGGUAGACAAAAGGUACAUAGUUCAGCGUGGAAGCUCAGGACUUUAUUUGUAUGCCAUAAUGGAACGCUUGAAAGGGUGGCCUGACGUUGAUAUGGAUCAAAUUAGGGUGGUUUUCAAGCUUCAGAGUAAAAAGUUUCACUACAUGGCAAUAUCCGAUGAUAGGCAAAGAGAAAUGCCAAUGCCUCAAGAUCGUGUCACUGGCCAGCCUCUAGCCUUUCCUGAAGCUGUUCGUUUAACCAAUCCAGUCAACCCUAAACAAAAAGGGGAGGUGGAUGACAAAUACCAAUACUCUUGUGAGAAUAAAGAUAACAAGGUACAUGGAUGGAUAUCAAAUGAUCCACCAGUCGGAUUUUGGAUGAUCACACCCAGUAAUGAAUUUCGCGAUGCUGGACCUGUCAAGCAAGACCUGACCUCUCAUGUGGGGCCUAUUGUUCUCAAUAUGUUUGGUAGUGUUCAUUAUGCUGGAAAGGACUUAAAUGCAGCAUAUCGAAAUGGAGAGCCAUGGAAAAAAGUUUUUGGCCCUGUUUUCGUCUAUCUUAAUUCUGUUCCUUCUGUAAAUCCCAAAGCUCUCUGGGAAGAUGCUAAAAGACAAAUGUCAACUGAAGUUAAAAGCUGGCCAUAUAAUUUUCCUCGAUCUCAAGAUUUCCCUUCUUCUGGUCAACGGGGAAAUGUUGUAGGUCGAUUAGUAGUUCGUGAGCAGUACAUUAAUAAAAGAUCGAUGGAUGCAAGUUUUGCUUAUGUGGGAUUGGCAGCGCCAGGUGUUGCGGGCUCAUGGCAAACAGAAGCAAAGGGUUACCAAUUUUGGACUCAAGCUGAUAAGAAAGGAAGUUUCUCAAUUAAAAACAUCAGAGCUGGGAAAUAUAGUUUAUAUGCAUUUGUUCCUGGUUUUAUUGGAGAUUACAAGUAUAAUGUUGAUAUCAUUAUUCAACCGGGAUCUAAUAUCAAAUUGGGUGUCCUUACAUAUGAUCCUCCAAGAAAUGGUCCAACUCUUUGGGAAAUAGGCAUUCCUGAUCGUACCGCUGCUGAAUUCUAUAUACCAGACCCAAACCCAACACUCAUCAACAAAUUGUAUAUUAAUAGCCCAGCAAAUAAAUUUAGACAAUAUGGAUUGUGGGACAGAUAUACCGAUCUAUAUCCUAAGAAUGAUCUCAUAUAUACAGUUGGUGUUAGUAAUUAUGCUAAAGAUUGGUUCUAUGCCCAUGUUAAUAGAAGGGUAGGAAAUAUGGCAUAUGAGGCAACUACAUGGCAGAUCAUAUUUGAACUUAAAAGUGCAAAGCUAAGUGGAAGUUACACUCUACAAAUAGCCUUGGCAUCAGCUACUAAUUCUGAACUUCAGGUGCGGUUCAACAAUGCCAAAGCUAAACGACCUCUUUUCACAACAAGGCUAAUAGGCAGGGAUAAUGCUAUUGCAAGAAUGGGAAUUCAUGGCUUAUAUUGGUUGUAUAGCAUUCAAGUACCAAGUACUCAACUUCUCCAAGGAAAGAAUAUAAUUUAUCUUACUCAGUCUAGAAAGGGAAGCCCUUUCACUGGCAUUAUGUAUGAUUAUAUUCGUUUAGAAGCACCAAUAAAAGCUUAA
Manihot esculenta (cassava) is the source of this 2346-nucleotide messenger RNA. Its product is annotated as rhamnogalacturonate lyase B-like. The transcript has 18 exons. Bases 1 to 2346 code for a protein of 781 amino acids. The record is from RefSeq and is a predicted model, not a curated record. Gene Ontology annotation, molecular function: carbohydrate binding; catalytic activity. NCBI's taxonomy places the organism in Eukaryota, Viridiplantae, Streptophyta, Magnoliopsida, Malpighiales, Euphorbiaceae. Gene Ontology annotation, biological process: carbohydrate metabolic process.